Messenger RNA from Pundamilia nyererei, 777 nucleotides. RefSeq names its product cytochrome c oxidase assembly factor 8 (gene coa8). Lineage: Eukaryota; Metazoa; Chordata; Actinopteri; Cichliformes; Cichlidae. Gene Ontology annotation, biological process: intrinsic apoptotic signaling pathway. The coding region runs from base 20 to 628 and encodes 202 amino acids. The transcript has 5 exons. Gene Ontology annotation, cellular component: mitochondrion. The record is from RefSeq and is a predicted model, not a curated record.
UUAGAGUCGGCUUGCAAAAAUGGCCUCCAGGACAGCUGCAGCUGCGAGACGGUCGACAUGGAGGAGCUUCUGUCCUUCCAGUCUCCGCUUAUCUGCAGGUAGCAGUCGGCUCUGCAGCUCCAAACAGGCAACCCAGAAGGACAAGCCAGUAAAUAGAUCUACAUAUAGACCAGAACCCAGCUCCACACAUGACUGGGUCGGUCCACCAAACUCGCUCUCCAACAUACGGCCAAUUAUUUACCACAUCCCGGAGAAUGAAACAGAGCUGGAGAAACGGCUGAGAAACCUGAGGCAGGACACAGAGGACUGGAACCACAAUUUCUGGGCCAAGCAGAACAUCACCUUCAGCAAGGAAAAAGAAGCUUUUAUCAUUUCACAGCUGAAGGCAAAAGGCUUGACUCUGCGUGAUCAGGACGGACGACGGCGGUCCCUGAACAGCGAAGAGAUGGCCACGUUUUACAAAAGCUUCCUGGACAAAAACAGAGUACGACAUGCAAAUUACAACAAGGAAUGGUACAGACGUAACUUUACCAUCACCUUGCUCUUGGCUCGAGUCACCCUAAACAGUAUGUGGAGGACAGUUACGGAAAGACAGAGCAGCAAGAACAACGGCACUCCUACCAGCUGAUAGCAAAGAAAAUACACACACCCCCACCCUCCUGUCAAAAUAUCAAAUGCCUUGGCUAUAUUUUUGUCACUUCUGUUACUGCUUCAUGUUUGUUCAGGCUCUGCAAAUGACUGUAAAUUAUUCUGGAAAAAAUAAAGCAAAGCAAAACA